This is a messenger RNA of Musca domestica (house fly), 1138 nucleotides long. RefSeq names its product histone deacetylase complex subunit SAP30 homolog. The coding region runs from base 372 to 893 and encodes 173 amino acids. Gene Ontology annotation, biological process: regulation of DNA-templated transcription. The record is from RefSeq and is a predicted model, not a curated record. Gene Ontology annotation, molecular function: transcription coregulator activity; protein binding. Gene Ontology annotation, cellular component: histone deacetylase complex. Lineage: Eukaryota; Metazoa; Arthropoda; Insecta; Diptera; Muscidae. The transcript has 3 exons.
AGUUGAUUAGACGAGUGUCGACCAUUCCUACUGUGAGAUAAAGAAAAAGAUUUGCUUUGCUGUAUUAUUGAUUUAAAAAGUAAAUACUACGUAGAAAGAAGGGCAGCAAUAAAAUACAGAUAAUACACAAAUCACCGGCAAAUUGAAGCAAAAUAAAAAAAUCUACGCAAUUUCGAAGAAAACAGGAAUUACAAUUAAGGAAAAGUGAACAAAUUGCGGCUAUUAACGACGGUCGUUGUUGUGAAACCAAGUUAGGAAAUAAGGAGCCAAUACUCAUCCGCAAAAAGCAUCUAAGCCCCAAGCUCUAGAUGUUACAUUCUAAUACAAAAUAUACACAUAUUUUCAAUAGCACGACAUAAUUAUCGAGGACAAUGAACAACGGUUUUAGUACGGAAGAGGAUUCAAGAGGUGGGCAUGCUGACCAAACAUGUUGUUUGAUAGAUGAAAAUGAAAGAUGCAGAAACACCGCUGGAAACGCGAGCUACAGUAAACGUAUACAAAAGACGGUGAAAGACAAACGUCUUAAAUUGAGCAGCGAUCCUACAUCUCAGCACAUUUACAUAUGCGACUAUCACAAAGACCGAAUUCAAUCCGCUCGCUCCAAAAGACGACGAAAAGAAUCCGAAGACGAUAGUAAUGAUACAGACAUUGACCUACCAGAAGUGCCAGAUCUUUAUCAGCUGCAGAUGAACACAUUGAAGCGAUACAAGAGGCACUAUAAAUUGCAAACACGACCAGGAAUGAAAAGAGCCCAGUUAGCAGAUAUCAUUAUGAAGCACUUUAAGACGAUAAAUGUUAAAGAGAAAGAAAUAAUUACCUACUUCGUAUACAUGGUGAAAUCAAAUUCCAACAAACUAGAUCCUAAAAAUGGUAUUAGUAACGACACCACUUGAAUAGACAGAGGAGUUCGGGCGUACAUCGUAAGUGUGCUGGUGCUCCAUUCGCAUUAAAUUUAAAACUAUUUCUAUUAGCUGUAGAUUUUAAGCAAUUGUUACCGUUUAAGUCACUCACAUUUGUGUAAUAUUUUUUUUUAAACAAUACAUAUAUAUUUAAACACCUAAAUUAAUUUUAUUAAAUACAUAACAUUAGUAAAAACUGCAUUUGGUAAAAAUACACAAAAUGCGUAAAUCCAUUAAAA